CGACUUCCGUGUGUGGCUCCAGUUAAAGCGGCCACCCCACACGGCCGCCCCAUGCCCUCGUCGGCCGCGGUGCUUCAUGUCCGCCACUCUCCGUUCUCCGCCUCGCGCGACAGACUGCAGCAACGCCGAGCUCGCAGCGAACUGAGGGCUUCCGCUCCGGGGACUACCCUCGCCGCGGAGGGGCCGUCCUGCCUCUUCGUGGGCCCCAUCGAGACCGCAAGCAAGGAGAUGCUCGAAGCCCUCUAUCAGCAGGCUCGGGAUUCCUACUACAGUGGUAGCCCCUUGAUCGUUGAUGACAUGUUUGAUAAAGUCGAGUUGAAGCUGCGGGUGUAUGGAUCAAAAUCUGUUGUAAAGUAUCCUCGGUGCAGCCUCAGACGACAAUCUACAUAUGCAGAUGCUGAGGAAGACCCUUCACAGGUUUUUGCCUUAGCAAGUGUAUGGAUCCUUCUACUAGUGUUUGGGGCUUCUGCCUUCCUUGUGCCUACCAUCUAUACCAUCAAUCUCGCUCUAAAAGAUGCUUCCAACUCCAGAGAUUUCCUAUACAAUGGAAGAUCACCAUUUGAAUCGCUAACAAUGUUAAACGCCAUUCUCUUCAUUGGACUGGGUUAUUUGAUUGGUUAUCCUGUUGCAUCUGCUUCUGUCCAAGCUCUGCAAGGCUUAUGGAGAAAUGACUUAGUUGCACUAAAAGGCUCUUGUCCAAACUGCGGCGAGGAGGUCUUUGCGUUUGUAAGGGCUGAAAAAUCCAAACAACAACCACACCGUGCAGAAUGUCAUGUAUGUGAGUCAGCCUUGGUGUUUCGCACUAAGGUGGAGCAAUCCAUCUCAGGAUCUGGCAGGCAUUGGGUUUAUGGUCGUGUUUACCUGGUUCCACAGACCUUUGCUAAUGAUCGAAGAUUCCUGUUUUGAUUUCUUAAGAAGCUGCAGUUCGUCAAGACUGAAGAGGGCGUACAAGGUCUUGUGGCAAAGAUGUUUGUUAGGCUUCCAAUGCUGACUUUAGCUCUCAUUUUAUGAAAGGAAUGUUUUAGACUCUUCUGAAGAACUUUAAUUACUACCUAAAGUAGUUGCUGUUCUUGUGUUUUUGGUUUGUUUUUUGUUUUUGUUCUUUUUCUUUUUUUUCAUAUGCGGUGCAAGGAAUUCAGACACUCAUUGAGGUUGCUUUCAUUGGAUAACACUGGAUGAUGCUGGUAAGGCAUGCAAUUGAUGAUUAUGUUGGACUGUUCCUUGGGUUCAA
Messenger RNA from Phoenix dactylifera (date palm), 1231 nucleotides. RefSeq names its product PGR5-like A protein. Gene Ontology annotation, cellular component: chloroplast thylakoid membrane. NCBI's taxonomy places the organism in Eukaryota, Viridiplantae, Streptophyta, Magnoliopsida, Arecales, Arecaceae. Gene Ontology annotation, biological process: photosynthetic electron transport in photosystem I. Gene Ontology annotation, molecular function: oxidoreductase activity, acting on iron-sulfur proteins as donors. The record is from RefSeq and is a predicted model, not a curated record.